AUGAAGAGUUCUCCAUGGGCGGGGGCCCGCCCUGCUGCCGUCGUGCAGCUCCUCCUCUUCCUCGCCCACCUCGUCGUCCGCGGCGGCGCUGCCGAGGGAGGCGGGAAGGGCAGCUCGGUGUACCCGGCGGCCGUCGUCUACCCGCAAAACUCCCGCCAGAUCUCCUGGAAACCCAGGGUGUUCCUGUACCAGCACUUCCUCAGCGACGACGAGGCCAACCACCUCAUCUCCCUCGCGAGAGCGGAGCUCAAGAGGUCGGCGGUCGCUGAUAAUAUGUCCGGCAAGAGCACGCUCAGCGACGUCCGCACCAGCUCCGGCACCUUCCUCAGGAAGGGCCAGGAUCCAAUUGUUGAGGGUAUAGAGAACAAAAUUGCUGCAUGGACAUUCCUUCCAAAAGAGAAUGGUGAAGAUAUCCAAGUCCUAAGAUAUAAGCAUGGGGAGAAGUAUGAAGCGCACUAUGAUUACUUCACUGACAAUGUUAACACUGUUCGGGGUGGUCAUCGCUAUGCUACUGUUCUUUUGUACUUAACUGAUGUAGCAGCAGGAGGGGAAACAGUUUUCCCCUUGGCUGAGGAGGUCGAUGAUGCUAAAGAUGCAACCUUCUCAGAAUGUGCUCAGAAAGGCAUUGCAGUGAAACCACGAAAAGGAGACGCCCUCCUUUUCUUCAACCUUAAGCCAGAUGGCACCACCGAUUCAGUGAGCCUCCAUGGUGGUUGCCCAGUCAUAAAGGGCGAGAAAUGGUCAGCUACGAAGUGGAUCCGUGUGGCCUCGUUCGAUAAGGUCCAUCACCCACAAGGCAACUGCACCGACGAGAAUGAGAGCUGCACGAAAUGGGCGGCCCUAGGGGAGUGCAUAAAGAACCCAGAGUACAUGGUGGGAACCGCAGCAUUGCCCGGUUACUGUCGGAGGAGCUGCAAUGUGUGCUAG
Molecule: messenger RNA, 927 nt
Organism: Miscanthus lutarioriparius
Lineage: Eukaryota; Viridiplantae; Streptophyta; Magnoliopsida; Poales; Poaceae
Source: the annotation of a GenBank genome assembly